AUGUUCGUCAAGGCGGCUUUGCUCUUGAGUCUGGUCGGAGCCUGCUGGGCCCUCGUCGGCAGAACUCAGUCUUCUGGAGUUCGCGGAAAACUCAUCUGUGAUGGUCGACCCGCCGCCGGCGUCCUCGUCAAGCUUUAUGACGACGAUCGAGGUCCGUCUUUCUCGGCAUUUUUUUCGGAUUAGGUUGGAGAGAUGAUCCUUCAAAAAAAAAAAAGGUUAUUUUACAUUGUCGUCGAGCAAUUACUGCCACCGCACAGGCAGAUGGUUGAUAUCAUCUUUUUUUGAGAAGUGAGGAAACUAAAAUUAAAAGAAAUAUACACGCAUAUUAUCAAGAUCCCUACCAACCUAGUAUACCGGUUUCAAGUCAUAGUCUAGGAACUACUAAAGCUUGAUAGCUGUACUUUUCUAAUUUUUAAAAUAGAGUUCCAAAAGAACGGUUAGAAAAAGAAGCGCAGUGCGUUUGUCGACGGUCGAGAACAAUAGUUUAAUUUUUUGAAAAUUCCUUGCACGAGCGUGCCGAAAAAAACUUUAAAAAAAAAAUCAAAAAUAGCUUUAGAAGCGUUUCUACGACCUGAGAAAUAUUAAUUUUUAAAUCAUUAAACAUGAAAUCUUGAGCUUUCUUCCAAAUUUUCUCUAUAAAAACCCCUGUGCUCUUUAAUUGUUAUCUUAGGAAUCGAUGCCGACGACCUGAUGGCCUCGGGAAAGACCAACGCCAACGGAGAGUUCGAGAUCAGCGGCCACGAAGACGAAAUGACUCCCAUCGAUCCAAAACUUAAUAUUUAUCACGACUGCAACGACGGCGUCAAGGUGAGGUAUUUACAGAGAUUUGAGCCAAAACUUGAGCUUUUCUGAUUUUUCUAGACUCUCUUAAUCGUCACGGUCGUGUUUGCGUGCUUCUUUUGUAUUUCUACGGAAGAAAAAAAAAUCUGAAUUAUUAACUUCACCGUUUUCAAUUUUCUCACCAUCUUCUGUGACUUCAAUUAAUCAAUAUUUAUUGGUUUUUUAGUCAGAUGGAAUCGACUUGAAGUAGAAAAUUUGAAAUGGAAAUGAUUUUCAGCCUUGCCAGCGCAAGUUCACCAUCAAGAUCCCAGACAGCUACAUCACCCAAGGCAAGGUUCGUCGUGUUUUCUUCUAGAACAAAAACCAACGGAACAUGAUUGUUCUAGAGGUUUCCGGCUGAUGAUAUUAGCUCUAUAUUAAAACAAAGAUAUUGAUUAUGCUACAAUUGACCGUUAAAUAUUAGGAUAGCUUCCGAUUCGAAGUCAUGUGGAACUUUCAGGUGGCUCAUAAGAUCUACGACGCCGGAACAAUUCAACUGGCCGGAAAGUUCCCUGGAGAAAAACGCGACUGUCUUCACUAG
Molecule: messenger RNA, 1360 nt
Organism: Caenorhabditis auriculariae
Lineage: Eukaryota; Metazoa; Nematoda; Chromadorea; Rhabditida; Rhabditidae
Source: the annotation of a GenBank genome assembly